This is a messenger RNA of Glycine soja, 1137 nucleotides long. RefSeq names its product probable glutathione S-transferase. The record is from RefSeq and is a predicted model, not a curated record. Gene Ontology annotation, molecular function: glutathione transferase activity. Gene Ontology annotation, biological process: glutathione metabolic process. The coding region runs from base 248 to 919 and encodes 223 amino acids. Gene Ontology annotation, cellular component: cytoplasm. The transcript is spliced from 3 exons. Lineage: Eukaryota; Viridiplantae; Streptophyta; Magnoliopsida; Fabales; Fabaceae.
CAUAAAGUGUAUUUAAUGUUUUAACAUCGUGUGGUUGCUUCUCUGCUGGCACUACAAGGUCAGAAUAAGCUAAAGACAGAAGAAGUGGGAUAGACAAUGGAAAUGUUACUCUCAUUGUUUUUGGUCGUUCUCAUUUUGUCAACCUAAACCUUGACAAAUUUUGCUGUAUAUUAACAUUUGGAAAUUGGUACUCUCGUGUACACAAGUCAUUCAAAAUUUGUUUGAAGAACCGCACCUGCACCAUACAAUGGGAGAAGUGAAGCUACUGGGAGUUUGGCCUAGUGGAUUCGUUUACAGGAUCAUAUGGGCUUUAGAGCUGAAGGGCGUAAAAUAUGAGUAUAUACAAGGAGAAUUCAACAAGCCUGAUUUCUCUGAUUUGCUGUUGAAGUAUAACCCAGUUUACAAAAAGGUUCCAGUUCUUGUUCUUGAAGGAAAGCCAAUCGCUGAAUCCAUGGUUAUUCUUGAAUACAUAGAGGAAACAUGGCCACAGCCACACUUGCUUCCACAGGACCCGUAUGAGAGGGCCGUGGCAAGGUUCUGGGUUAGUUUUGCAGAGGAAAAGAGCGUUUCUUUUAUGUCAUUCUUUGUGAGUGUUGGAGAAGAGUUUCAGAAGGCAAGAAAGGAAGUCAGAGAAGUGCUCAAAGUAUUAGAAGAAACCAUUGGGGACAAGAAGUAUUUUGGUGGUGAAGAAAUUGGACUGUUAGACAUAAACUUGGGAUGGAUAGCCUUGUUUUUUGGAGUCAUUGAAGAUGUUGUUGGUAUUAAAGUUUUAGUUGUGGAUGAUUUCCCUCGCUUGUUUACUUGGAUUCAGAACUUCAGGGAGCACCCCGCUGUCAAGACAAACUUCCCAAGUCACCAAGAGUUGUUUGAUUAUUACAAGCAGAAGAGGGAGACCAUGGUUCCAUCCCAGAUAGCAUGAAUGCUGGCUAGAACUGAUAUGUUAUCUGUACGAUAUACUCCUUUACAUUUAGUAAAAUUCCUUGUGCUAGGAUAAUUGGAUUGGAUAAUGUUCUUGUUUCAAUGAUGCUACUUCACAUGUCAACCAUCAUUCAAUCUGCAGAAUGUGUUCACAAUAAUUUGCGUUUUAAUUGUGUUCAGUUCUUUGGACAGUUGAAUUAAUAUCACCUUAACUUUCAA